AUGUGUCUCCGGAAGGCACUGGAAGAGUACGGCACAGUUCACGAGGUGACCAAAGAGAAGUGGCGAGUGGAAGGCUUUGAAGACAUCGAGUCGACCACCAGGAUCGCUAAACUGAUACUCAAGGAAGGCAAAACGCCGGAGAACCUACCUCAUCAGCUAAGGCUUCAGGGGGGCACGAUCCUCGUUGUCGUACCCGGGCGGGCGCCGUUAUGCCUGCGGUGCCGAAGGCAAGGACAUAUACGACGCGAUUGCCGUGUACCUCGGUGCGGGCAUUGCCGUGGCUUCGGACAUGUGGCCCAAGACUGUGCACGCACGUACGCGAGUGCUGUAGUCAGCCGAGCUAGCGACGAGGGAUGCGACCUCAUCAUGGAUGAAGCGGAAGCAGAGGAGGCCGCAACAUCGUCGACGCCAUUUGAAAGGGCACAGCAAGACAAGGCGACAGUCGAAGGUCAAGACAACAAGAGAGCGGAGGCGACAGUCCGAGACGAAAAGCGCACGGUGUCGGCUCCUGAAGCCAACGAAAACGAGGGGCAGGCGACAACGCCUGGAAAACCUUCACCGGAUGAGGUGGCGGUGACGGCGAUGGGGAGCACCGGCACCGAGUCGGCAGCCAUCGAGUGUGAGCCAGCCAUGGAACUGGAUCCCUCAAAGGUGAAACGGCGACUGGCCGACGAGUCUCCGAAAAACGGCGCACCGGUACAGCAGUGGUCUGAGGGGGAGUUUCAGCUGAUAGGUAAACAAGGUCGCUACGUCAGCAAACUACGGUCCUCGUCGCUGACCCGCGACGGGGGUCUGUCGCAGUGA
Molecule: messenger RNA, 804 nt
Organism: Ixodes scapularis (black-legged tick)
Lineage: Eukaryota; Metazoa; Arthropoda; Arachnida; Ixodida; Ixodidae
Exons: 2
Coding region: 1-804 (267 amino acids)
Molecular function (GO): zinc ion binding; nucleic acid binding
Source: RefSeq, a predicted model, not a curated record